GUUAUAUACAUGCAAUAGAGAUUAGUUGGUGAAUGGGCAGUUCUCAAUACUCCCACUUUAAAUAGCAAAAGGGCGCAAUUCCUGCGUCAUAACCUGCAGAAUCCUAGGUUUCUUCACCAGCAGAUCCUAAGAACAAAGGGCGCAAUUCUAGCACAACCAAAAUUGUACGUAUGGUGUGAUGAAUUGUUCGGAAAUUGGACGAAUUUGAUGGUGGGUGUUUGUAGGGAGGGAGGAAAGAUGAAGGCGAUGGAUUCAGAGCAGUUGAGAGAAUAUGGUCAUCAAAUGGUGGAUUUUGUUGCUGAUUAUUACAAGACCAUUGAGAAUUUCCCAGUUCUUAGCCAAGUUCAGCCAGGGUAUCUACGUGAGCUUCUACCAGACUCUGCACCUGUUCAUCCGGAACCUUUGCAAGAUGUUCUCGAUGACGUAAAAUCAAAGAUAUUUCAAGGGGUAACGCAUUGGCAAAGCCCUGGAUACUACGCGUAUUUCCCUUCUAAUAGUAGUAUUGCCGGAUUCCUUGGAGAAAUGCUUAGCGCGGGUGUCAACAUUGUUGGCUUUAGUUGGAUUAGCUGCCCAGCAGCAACAGAACUUGAAGUUAUUGUUUUAGAUUGGCUUGCUAAGUUGCUGCAGCUACCUCAUGUCUUCCUUUCUACUGGAAAAGGUGGUGGUGUCAUACAGGGAACUGCCAGUGAAGCAGUUCUAGUUGCGUUGGUAGCGGCUCGUGAUCGGAUGUUGAAAAAGGUGGGAAAAGAUUCUAUGGGCAAACUUGUUGUUUAUUCAGCAGAUCAGACUCAUGCUUCUAUGCAGAAAGCAUGUCAGAUUGCAGGAAUCUAUCCUGAGAACAUUAGAAUUUUGAAGACAGAAUCGUCGAGUGAAUAUGCACUUUCUCCUCAAGUGCUUUCUGCUGCCAUAUCACAAGAUGUUGCUUCUGGUCUCAUACCUCUUCUUUUAUGUGCUACUAUUGGGACAACCUCAUCAACUGCAGUUGACCCGUUGCUUGCUCUUGGAAAGAUUGCUAAGAGUAAUGGAAUUUGGUUUCAUAUUGACGGUGCCUAUGCUGGAAGUGCUUGUAUAUGUCCUGAAUUUCGCCAGUAUCUUGAUGGUGUUGAAGAAGCUGACUCAUUUUGCAUGAAUGCACAUAAAUGGCUCCUUACAAAUUUUGAUUGCUCAGCUCUGUGGGUUAGGGACAGAAGCGCUCUGAUUGAAUCCUUGUCCACAUAUCCAGAGUAUUUGAGAAACAAAGCUUCAGAAGCAAAUACUGUGGUGGAUUACAAAGAUUGGCAAAUUCCUCUUGGUCGCCGAUUCAGAUCACUGAAACUUUGGAUGGUAAUGCGGUUAUAUGGGCAGGAGGGUCUGCAGUCAUAUAUUAGAAAUCAUAUAUCAUUGGCAAAACGGUUUGAAGAGCUUGUUCUUCAAGAUUCAAGAUUUGAGGUGAUUACUCCUAGGAAGUUUGCACUAUUGUGUUUCCGAUUGCUGCCUCCUGCUAAUGACGAAACCCAAUGUGAUAAGCUCAAUCGGGAGCUCUUGGAAGCCGUCAAUUCUUCUGGAAAGAUGUUCAUUUCUCAUACGGUCCUGUCUGGGAAGUAUGUAUUACGUCUGGCUGUGGGAGCUCCGCUUACAGAAGAAAGACAUAUAGAUAUAGCAUGGCAGGUCUUGCAAGAAAAGGCCACCACUUUGUUGAAGGCAUAUAAAAAUGACAUCCAAAUUCACUCAAACGGUUCUGUCUAGCACGAUUUCUACGUUGGACAAGAGGCAACAUAUGCGAUCAUGCACCAUCAAACUUCAUUCUUUUCAUAAUUUGAUCCCCCGGCUUACUCGAAGCUUUUCUUGUUCGUUAUUAUACCUGUUUUUCCGUUGAUUGUAUCCAAUUUUUGUCAAAGACUGAUGGUUAUACAAGUAACGAAAAUAGCCCUUAAUUGUUUUAUAGUUAUGUUCAGGGUUUGUUGUAUGUUCAUCUUUUCCUUGAAUGAUCAUAUCCUUCCUAGAUUUUGUCAA
This is a messenger RNA of Spinacia oleracea (spinach), 1992 nucleotides long. RefSeq names its product phenylacetaldehyde synthase. The transcript has 14 exons. The record is from RefSeq and is a predicted model, not a curated record. Gene Ontology annotation, molecular function: carboxy-lyase activity; pyridoxal phosphate binding. Gene Ontology annotation, cellular component: cytoplasm. NCBI's taxonomy places the organism in Eukaryota, Viridiplantae, Streptophyta, Magnoliopsida, Caryophyllales, Amaranthaceae. Gene Ontology annotation, biological process: carboxylic acid metabolic process; amino acid metabolic process. The coding region runs from base 208 to 1725 and encodes 505 amino acids.